Phragmites australis (common reed) is the source of this 555-nucleotide messenger RNA. Its product is annotated as secreted RxLR effector protein 161-like. The coding region runs from base 1 to 555 and encodes 184 amino acids. The record is from RefSeq and is a predicted model, not a curated record. The transcript has 2 exons. Lineage: Eukaryota; Viridiplantae; Streptophyta; Magnoliopsida; Poales; Poaceae.
AUGGAGGAAUGGCUAAAGCUCAGCCGCGAGAGCACGACAGCAGAAGUGGACGCAACAGAGUACAGAAAACUUGUCGGAAGCCUCCGCUACCUCAUCCACACACAGCCGGAUCUCGCCUUCAGCGUCAGGUUCGUGAGCCACUUCAUGGAGUGGCCAACUCAGGAGCAUAUGACGGCCGUGAAGAGGAUCCUACGCUAUGUUGCCAGGACGAUCAACUACGGUUGCCGCUACAGGAAAGCAGAGGAGGGACAGCUGGUCGGCUACAGCAACAGUGACCUCGCCGGUGACAUUGAUACGCAGAAGAGCACCUAUGGUGCUCUGUUCUUCUACGAUGACAACUUGGGGAAGCCUAAUGACACCGUCAAGCUUAAUGUUGACAACCAAUCAGCUCUAGCACUGAGCAAAAACCCUGUACUCCAUGAGCGCAGCAAGCACAUCGAUGUGCACUACCACUUCAUCAGGGAGUGCUUGGACAACAGGAGUGUCAGUGCAGACUUCAUUGGCACCAAUGACCAGCUCGCAGACCUCUUAAAAAAGGCAUUAGGGCGAGUUUGA